CAGUUUUGCUUUGUGUUUUUGUGUUGGGGGAAGAUGGUAACCCCCUCGGAAUUAAUGCGCAAGCGAAGUUCACUUCUAUUUCUUGGAUAUAAUCUUGAUGUGGCAGAUGGUCAUCGAGCCGAACGGGGUAGUGGACAUAGCAGGGUAAUGAGAGGGGAAGCGGCAGCAAGAUCUUGUGGGAUGAGCUUGGUUUGGGGUUGUAACUAUAUAUCGUGUCCUACCCAGUCCUGACGAUUUAUGAACUCGAGUUUUGCUUUCUUGUUUUGUCUUUUUCUAGUAUUCUUCGACUGGCUGAUACCUUUUACACAAACCGAGUUGAUCCUGCUUGGUUCGUCCUUGAUGUCUCCAAAUCACCCCGCUACUACCAUCUCUCAGACCUCCAGCUACGACCGUAGAUUUCUCACAAGAGGGCAAGAGGAUCUACUCCGCCUAGUCAUGACCUGGCAGUUACUUCCCUUCACCCGGCGGUUCCUUUCCAACCUCCCCUUCCGUCCACUUCUCCCCUUCAAAGACCAAAAGCCUACCAACCCUGCAAUCAUCAAAGUCUGGGAAAACCGCAAACACUCACCGGGCUCAUCCGUUCCUUCAAACCGCGCUGCACGGGCGCGCAUCAGCCGAUGUGGAGGACGUGCUGGGUUGAGAUAACGACAACGAAUUACCUUCCUGGAAAUCAUCGAUGAGGCGUGGGACGAG
Messenger RNA from Aspergillus brunneoviolaceus CBS 621.78, 693 nucleotides. RefSeq lists its product as uncharacterized. The coding region runs from base 238 to 645 and encodes 135 amino acids. NCBI's taxonomy places the organism in Eukaryota, Fungi, Ascomycota, Eurotiomycetes, Eurotiales, Aspergillaceae. The record is from RefSeq and is a predicted model, not a curated record. The transcript is spliced from 2 exons.